Molecule: messenger RNA, 1820 nt
Organism: Artibeus jamaicensis (Jamaican fruit-eating bat)
Lineage: Eukaryota; Metazoa; Chordata; Mammalia; Chiroptera; Phyllostomidae
Gene: C1QTNF3
Product: C1q and TNF related 3
Exons: 6
Coding region: 110-1066 (318 amino acids)
Molecular function (GO): protein binding
Source: RefSeq, a predicted model, not a curated record
CCGGCCGGCUGCAGCUCUCGGCUCCAGCCCUGGCACUGGCCCGAGGAGACCACGGCGUCUGGAGCCCCGGCUGUCUUCUCCAGCAGGCUCCGUGGCUCUGUUGAGAAUCAUGCCGGGGCAGCUGAUCUGUUGGCACCUGCUGGCUUUGUUUUUCCUCCCAUUUUGCCUGUGUCAAGAUGAAUACAUGGAGGUGAGCGGAAGAGCUAAUAAAGUGGUGGCGAGAAUAGUGCAAAGCCACCAGCAGACCGUCCAUGGUGGCUCCCGGAGGGAGAAAGUGAGAGAGCGGAGCCAUGCUAAAACUGGGACUGUGGAUAAUAACACUUCUACAGACCUAAAACCCCUGAGACCAGAUGAGCUACCGCACCCCGAGGUAGAUGACCUAGCCCAGAUCACCCCACUCUGGGCCCAGUCUCCACCUACAGGAGGGCUGCCCCCAGACUGCAGCAAGUGUUGUCAUGGAGAUUACAGCUUCCGGGGCUACCAAGGGCCACCUGGACCUCCCGGCCCCCCUGGCAUUCCAGGAAACCACGGAAACAAUGGCAAUAACGGAGCCACUGGUCACGAAGGGGCCAAAGGUGAGAAAGGAGACAAAGGCGACCUGGGCCCACGAGGGGAGCGGGGGCAGCACGGCCCCAAAGGAGAAAAGGGCCACCCGGGGAUUCCACCAGAACUGCAGAUCGCAUUCAUGGCCUCUCUGGCAACGCACUUCACCAAUCAGAACAGCGGCAUUAUCUUCAGCAGCGUUGAGACCAACAUCGGAAACUUCUUUGAUGUGAUGACUGGUAGAUUUGGGGCCCCAGUGUCAGGUGUGUAUUUUUUCACCUUCAGCAUGAUGAAGCAUGAGGAUGUUGAGGAAGUGUAUGUGUACCUCAUGCACAAUGGAAAUACAGUCUUCAGCAUGUACAGCUAUGAAACAAAAGGGAAAUCGGACACAUCCAGCAACCAUGCAGUGCUGAAGCUGGCUAAAGGAGAUGAGGUUUGGCUGAGAAUGGGCAAUGGCGCUCUUCAUGGGGACCACCAGCGCUUCUCUACCUUUGCGGGCUUCCUGCUUUUUGAAACUAAGUAAAUAUAUGAAUAGACCAGCUCCACUUUAGGGAAGAAUUGUAGCUGAACAGGUAUUGUUAUGAUCUGAGGAACAUUACAGUUGAGGGUUCUGUAUAUUGUAUUUUUUUUAAAGAAACUUUUUGGUUACAUUGCUAAUCAUGCUACAGAUACAGCAAUAAUGUGGAAUGACUCAGGGGCUCAGAAGAUGGAAAAACACAAGACAGUUUUCUCAUGUGACCUUGACUAAUAUACCUACCACUUUUACCACUCUUCCCUAGGCACCUAAAAGAGAAUUCCCCUUUUGAUACAGGUUAGAAAUAAUUGUUCCCAUCAGAGAAGUCAUUUGCAGAGAGUUUGGGCAGCUCUGUUUUUAAUUGAAUAUCAGCUUUCAGGAACCACUGAGGUUGGGGUUCAUUGUUAUAACUCCACAGCAAACAGGAUGCCAUGGUUGCGGUGGGGCCGGGCAAGGACAGGGGCACAGCCAGGGUCAAGGUGCCAGAAACACCUGCGAAGCCGAAACUGGGAAGUUACACUUUGAUCCAGUGGGUCAAUGUUCAUAAACAAAAUAUAGUUUUGUUGUUUUAGGAAUUCCUGAUAGCUUUUAGACAGCAAAAGUAUGCACAGUGCCCACAGAUAACUGACUCAUUGUUUUUCAAUAACAACAGCUGUAAUUAAAUCCUAACUUGUAGGAGUUUGCAUUCGAAUUUUCUCAUGAUCCAGAAUUGGGUUGACCAGAUCUGGUUUAUGAGACUGACUCUUCGCCACUCACCACGUUU